AUGAUCCCUGAGGCUAUAGAAAUUGCAUCGGUUAUCAUUCUGAUAGUGUCGAAAGAGUAUUUUGAUAGUAAGUCAUGCCGUCAAGAACUCAGCUAUGCUAGUGAUGUAUUGAAGAAACGUAUUAUUCCUAUUUAUCCAAAUACUGUCCAGAAAGAGUACCAAGCAACAGGUUGGUUGGGCAUUAGAACAGCUGGAUUAAAAUAUAUUCAUUUUGGUAGAAAAGAAUUUACUUCAGCCGUUGAAGAAUUAACUAACAUGGUGCGUGAUACAACAAACACCUCAAAAUACGUAAUGCCACUACAACAGUCACACCCAAUAGUCGCUUAUAACACAAAACAAGAUAGAUCAUUGAAACAUUGGAUAUCAGACGAUAUUUCACAUUGGUUUGAUGUCAAUCAUAUUCAUAUUGAUAUAAAAGAUUUAUUUACAUUUCAAACCCGAACGUCAUUGAUACUUUAUGCCGAACAUUUGAAACUUCAUUACGCACAAGAAUACGAACUACUCUUCAGUCGUUAUCAAGAGAAGUAUGGGAAACAACUGGAGACGGAUAAAUUUAUCACGUUUGUAGAUGCUCUCUACCGUCUUGAUGAUGAGGAUGCAGAUGAUGUCAAGCCAUCUGAGAGUAAAAUUGAAAUUACUUGGCUCUAA
This is a messenger RNA of Didymodactylos carnosus, 648 nucleotides long. The record is from the annotation of a GenBank genome assembly. NCBI's taxonomy places the organism in Eukaryota, Metazoa, Rotifera, Eurotatoria, Philodinida, Philodinidae.